Messenger RNA from Aspergillus uvarum CBS 121591, 456 nucleotides. RefSeq lists its product as uncharacterized. The transcript has a single exon. The coding region runs from base 156 to 389 and encodes 77 amino acids. NCBI's taxonomy places the organism in Eukaryota, Fungi, Ascomycota, Eurotiomycetes, Eurotiales, Aspergillaceae. The record is from RefSeq and is a predicted model, not a curated record.
UUCGUCUGCCGGAAUAUAUACAUAUUGUCUUGAUCUUAAUCAUCGUCUUGGCUUGCUUCUGUUUUGGGACCGUCACAAAAAGAUUUUAAAGGAAAAAGGGGGUUAUCAUCACUGCAUUCCGGAUUCUGUUCCUCGGGGCUGGGACCGGACGUUUCAUGGCGUCAAAACUGCUUUUUCUGAUUUUAUUCUCGAGGGCCUUCCGUUCAGCCCUGUUGCUUUUUUUAUCGUUUCAUUUUAGCAUGCGUCGUGUCUUUUUCUUGGACUUGGGUGGCUUUCCUGGGUUUAUAUGUAUACAACACUUAAAUUCUAGUCUAAUUAUCUGGAUUGCCAUCAAUGCUUGUCUACUAUUUGCACAAUUGCGCACUCCGCACUCCAUGACAUUGAGCUGAGACGACCCCUAGCGCGGCAGAUUCUACGAGCACUGUAUGUAUUGAGUACAUCAUGCGCCAGUGGCCU